AUGGGAUCAGUCACAGAACCCACGAUUUAUGGCAGUGCAGAGGAGAUGCUGAGGAAUCUAAACAUGAUACCUUAUGAGACGAUUAUUGAGUACAUGGCUGAUAUUGCACUCAAGAAAAGAAGCGAUCCUAAGGCUGUCACAACUCUGCUGAAAAAGUUAUACAAUGGUGAGGUUGACUUGAAAGUGCUUGAGCAUGCCAAGACAGAAAAGCUGGUGAGAGAGUUGUUGAGUUUGCCUCUUGAUAUGUUCAUGAGCUCAAACAAGCUGCAAUUUGAGUUGAUGAAGAAGACUGCCAGAGAACUACUCAAAAAAUGGGCUGAUUAGAGAAGAGAGAGUCGCAUGCAACUAGAUGUUGAAAGAAUGAGAAUGAAAUAAUUCAGCUUUCUGGGAAGAUCAUCUACCGAUAAAGAGGAGAUCCUCAAUUCUACCAAUUGCCUAUCCAAGCUCGAUGUAAAAGGUGUGAUUAACAUUACUCUCACAGAUAAUGAAAACACCUAGACUUCAUUAUGCACUGAUGAUAAUGAAAAGUCUUCGUUCUGUAGCAUGAACAAUCUUGACAGUCAAGAAGAGUUUAAAACUCCUUAAACCUCUGAAAGAGCCUCAAGUGAUGGAUGUGUGUAAUUGAGUUUGGAUGAUAAUAAGCCAAGAGAGAUAAGAUCAAAUAUUAGCAGCUUGAUUGAUGGUACUGGACUUACUUAUAGAGACGCUGUAAGAAGAAAGCUGGUAAAUACUUUCAAGGAUUCCAUUGCAAAAUUGGUCAAGGGCAAAGUCACAGAAGACGAUAAGCGUUGGGCGACUGAGUGCGCCUUAAGAAUAGAGGACGCAAUACAAGAGAAUUUUAAGUCAGGCAAGUCAUAUGGAGACAAGGCUAGAUCGUUAUUGUUUAACCUGAAUGACCCUAAGAACUUUGAGUUGAGGUACAAGAUACUCAAUCAGGAUCUCACAGCUACUCAGCUGGUAGUAACAGAUAUUAAGAAACUAGCCAGUGAGUAUAUGAAGCAACUCAGAGAGGAAUCCUUGCAUAGGACAUUGUCAAUGAAGAGGACUGACUGGGAAAAGCAACAGACUCUUGAUAAGGGUGAAUUUAGUGGAUUAUUUACUUGUGAGUGUGGAAGUGAGAAAACCGGAUUUGUUUAGUACUAGAUUGAGAGGGCUGAUGAGCCAAUGACUAACUUUGUUUAUUGCUAUGAUUGCUAAAACAGAUGGAAGUGCUGA
Stylonychia lemnae is the source of this 1215-nucleotide messenger RNA. The record is from the annotation of a GenBank genome assembly. NCBI's taxonomy places the organism in Eukaryota, Ciliophora, Spirotrichea, Sporadotrichida, Oxytrichidae.